AAAUGGGCGUGGCUAAUAGCGUGGCUCCUUCUCUUUUGCUCCCCCACUUUUUCUUACGUUUUCUCCGCUCUUCGGGAGGGAGGCGGUUACCAUGGCGAUGACGUCAAGCUGGGCGGGCAUGAGAAGGCGGGGAGAGGCGGGGCUGGCUGAGUGAGGAGAGGAAAGAUGGCGGCGGAGGCUGCCGCUGCUGCUGUUGCUGCAAGAGCACUGGGGGAGGCUGCGGGGCCGCAGUGGGCGGCGGCGCUGAGGAGACCCUAGGCAGGAAGAGCGGCAGCGCGCUGGGACCCGGUGUUGCGAGGAGAGCGGCGAGGGAGCUCAUGUGCGGUGAGGGCGGCACCAGCCAGGGUCGGUCGCCACCAGCAGAAACGCCGCCAGGAGGCACCUCAGCGAAGUCCUGCCUCCGUCGAGCCGGCUCCGGGACCGCCGAGUGAAGGUGAAGGAGGAAGCGAGGGAGGCGACAGUCCCCGCGGCAGGGUAGGGCUGACAAAGCGACAGCGAUAGCAGGAUGAAGUUCGCCGAGCACCUCUCCGCACACAUCACCCCCGAGUGGCGGAAGCAAUACAUCCAGUAUGAGGCUUUCAAGGAAAUGCUGUAUGCAGCCCAGGACCAGGCACCUUCUAUAGAAGUCACAGAUGAAGACACAGUGAAGAGGUAUUUUGCCAAGUUUGAAGAGAAAUUCUUCCAAACCUGUGAGAAGGAACUUGCCAAAAUCAACACAUUUUAUUCAGAGAAGCUUGCAGAAGCUCAGCGCAGGUUUGCUACACUACAAAAUGAAUUGCAAUCAACUUUGGAUGCCCAGAAAGAAACAAGUGGUCUUACCACUCUGCGACAGCGUAAAAUGCCUGUCUUCCACCUGUCCCAUGAGGAACGUGUUCAGCAUAGGAACAUCAGAGACCUGAAACUGGCCUUCAGUGAGUUCUACCUCAGCCUCAUCCUCCUGCAGAACUAUCAGAAUCUAAAUUUCACGGGAUUCCGCAAGAUCCUGAAGAAACAUGAUAAGAUCCUGGAGACACCCCGAGGUGCAGAUUGGAGAGUGGCUCAUGUUGAAGUGGCACCGUUCUAUACUUGCAAGAAAAUCAACCAGCUCAUCUCUGAAACAGAGACUGUGGUGACUAAUGAGUUGGAAGAUGGAGACCGACAGAAAGCUAUGAAACGGUUACGUGUUCCACCACUGGGAGCUGCACAGCCUGCACCAGCAUGGACUACCUUCCGGGUUGGGUUGUUCUGUGGAAUAUUCAUUGUGCUGAAUGUUACCCUCAUACUUUCAGGUGUGUUCAAAAUAGAAGGAUCAGAUGUUUGGCCACUCAUAAGAAUCUAUCGAGGUGGCUUUCUCCUGAUAGAAUUCCUUUUUCUUCUUGGCAUUAACACAUAUGGCUGGAGACAGGCUGGAGUGAACCAUGUCCUCAUCUUUGAACUCAAUCCCCGCAGUAAUCUCUCCCAUCAGCAUCUCUUUGAGAUUGCCGGAUUUCUUGGGAUGUUGUGGUGCCUGAGCCUGCUGGCAUGUAUAUAUGGUAAACAUGCCUAUUUUCCUAUGCAGGCAAACCCACUUAUCUUGUAUGGAUUCAUGUUGUUGUUUCUCAUCAACCCUACCAAAACCUUCUACUACAAGUCUCGUUUUUGGCUGCUCAAACUCUUGUUCCGGGUGUUCACUGCCCCCUUCCAUAAGGUGGGCUUUGCAGAUUUCUGGCUGGCCGAUCAGCUUAACAGUCUGUCUGUGAUACUUAUGGACCUUGAAUACAUGAUCUGUUUCUACAGCUUUGAGCUCCAGUGGGGCAAGGAUGAUGCAUUGCUGGUUCCAGAUGAUAAGAUCUGCAAUAACUAUGCCUAUGGCGUGCGUGCGGUUGUUCAGUGCAUUCCUGCUUGGUUGAGAUUCGUCCAGUGCCUCCGCCGAUAUCGUGAUACCAAACGGGCCUUUCCCCACUUGGUCAAUGCUGGCAAAUACUCCACUACCUUCUUUAUGGUGACAUUUGCAGCCCUUUAUAGCACUCACAAAGAUCAAAGCCACGAUGAUAAAGAUGUGUUCUACUACCUGUGGAUUGUCUUCUGUUUCAUCAGUUCCUGCUACACCCUUAUCUGGGACUUGAAGAUGGACUGGGGUCUCUUUGACAAGAAUGCUGGUGAAAACACUUUCCUUAGAGAGGAAAUUGUCUACCCACAAAAAGCCUAUUACUAUUGUGCCAUUGUAGAGGAUGUAAUCCUGCGCUUUGCAUGGGCUAUCCAGAUCCCUCUCACCUCUCUCUCACCUUUUGCCAAGGACAUCAUUGCUACUGUUUUUGCACCACUUGAAGUUUUCCGGCGGUUUGUGUGGAAUUUCUUUCGGCUGGAGAAUGAGCAUCUAAACAACUGUGGUGAGUUCCGUGCUGUCCGGGACAUCUCAGUGGCACCACUAAAUGCAGAUGAUCAAACCCUGCUUGAGCAGAUGAUGGAUCAGGAGGAUGGUGUCCGAAACCGCCAGAAAAACCGGGCUUGGAAGCGUAGCCAGAGUGUGUCCAUGCAUCGACCGCGUCUAGCUUCACAGUCCAAGGCUCGUGACACCAAGGUGUUAAUAGAAGACACAGAUGACGAAGCGAACACAUGAAACGCCCACAUAACCUAGUUCCACAUCCCUUGUUUUCUCUUACUUUACUAUCCUCCACCCACCCUAACCUCUGGUAUAGUUCCAGCUGAAAACAGGAGAAAAAUCUGAACACACUAUCUGAGCUCUUCCGAACCGGAUCCUAUGGACUCCAACAAGCUCACUGUGUUUUCCUUUCUUUUCUUCUGGUUUUAAUUUGAUUUCUUGUUUUUAAAGUUUAAAAAAAUGUAACUUCGUUUUGCCAAUCAGAGAGACACUUAAGGAAGGAACUGUCUUAAAGAUUGUUUACAAUCUCUACAAGGACAUAUAAUCUGGAUGAAGAACAAGCGUCGUAGGGACUCCCUAAUGGGACUUACCCGAGCAUUCACUCGGUCUCUGCUCGGUCCAGUUUUUACUGGUUGAAACUGGACCUGCGUUUUUAACUCUGGCUCGCUCUCUUGUGUUUGGAUUUUUCCUUCAUACUCCGCGCCAAGGCACUGGCUGCACUUGCCGGGAAAGUGCACUUAGAGCAGUACCUUCAUUCACGAAGCUACUUUUUAAUUUGAUGUAUCUGUCUUAUAAUUUUUUGGGAAAUAUGAUGUAUUUUGUUGCACAUAGUUUUCACAUUAUUUAUGAUAGUUAACAACCAUGCGAGAACAGUUUUUGAGUUCUGUGCAAUGAAGGUGGUAACUCUCUAAAAACAAGGCAAGUGGUGGGGGGAAGGGGAUGUAGAUCCUGAAUCUCUCUUGCUGCAAGGUUAAGCCCUUUAAAAUACCUCUCUAAUGAGAGAACUUGCACCAGUUUGACCUGGCUUGUUUUACUACUUCUGUUGUAUUUAUUUUAAACCAAAGUUUCUCUUGUGAGUUUUACUUGCUGCUGCUGGUAGUUCUCCAGAAACCUGGGCAUCUUUCUUAGCUGGAUCAUCCUUUUGUAUGUCGUCUUAUUCUUUUUCCUUUUUCAAAACAGAAAUAAUACAAAAGACUUUUAGAUGUUUGGAGAAAAGUUAGUUACAGCUAAUCCAGUGCAGUUCUCCGCAUUUCCAUGCAAAAAAGAGCCUUCGUUUGUAGGUCAAGAAUGGCUUUUAUUUUAACGAGCUGAGUUUCAAGGGCAUCACCCAUCUUGUGUUUAAAUAGGGAGCCCCUGCAUCGUUCCAUUCACUUCAGCUAGAUAAUAGAGAAAAACCUGGGAUUAAGUGAGAUAAUGUUCUGCCUUGUUGGGGGUUAGGGUUGAUGAACCCAACAGCCCAUGUGGGGUUCAGGCAGACUCUCCAGAGCCUGUCAUUUAGUUAACCUGGAGUUUAUGUUGUCUCCAAAGACUGAGGAAGUUGGUAUUGUAAUAGAAAGGGCUUUUUAAUGGGUUUUUUAAAUUAAAACAAAAACAAAAACCUUUUUGCCAAACUUUGGCAAAGAUUUGUUGACAAUCACUGGCCAAGAACAUCCUCAGGUUAACUUUUGUUUCACUUACGUUUUUUUAACCUCUCUACCCCAGAUCCUUAUUUUCCAUCUUAGUGCUAGGCCUGACUUUUGCAAGUGUUAGGGUGACAUUGCAAAUCAGAAUUAGGGUAGACUGGUCAUACAGUUCAGCAAAUUCUUAGAAAAAGUUUCCAGCUUUAUUAUUUUAAAAAGUAAUCCAUGUUGGCCUCCAGAGCCCGUAGGAUAGAGCAGCAUGAAUGCCUAAGGUGACCAUACCCAUCCCUUGUAGUCGCAAGCCUGUGUUGUGUAUGCCAAGCAUUUGUGCUCAAUGUUAGCAAACAAAACCUCUUCUUCGUGCUCUGUUACACAGUGUGUAAGUGUGUAAGGUUAACACCAUAUACUGGAAGCUACUUCAGGUUUCUUUAACUCUGUGUCUAAUCCAAGAUUCCACUUUGCAGCAAGGACGGUGGUGCGUCUUUUAGCCUUUGGUGGUAAUUUAUUGCUAAUUCCUUUCUCCUGUGGAGCCCUCUCAGUCUGCAAAUCAGAGGCACACUUUUAAGGAACAAUUUUACUCCUCCUCAACCGCUUUCCCUUGUUCUAUAUUUAUAAUUGUAUUCUUAUCCACCUGUUUAUCCCUCAUCUACCUUCCCAGGCCAUUAACAAAAAUUAUUCUGUAGGGCAACUGUGGCUUUUAAAAAGAAAACAGAUAUGUAUGAUGUGCCUGUAGCCAAUUGGAACUGUGGAGUCCUAACUUUACAUUUCUUACUCUUACAAAGAAUAAAAUAAUUCUGAGCAAAACAGUGACUGACAUGAUGUGCAGCACACCACAGGCAGAUCUGCCCUGCUCACACUACAGGUGUGUGAAAUACUGUCUACGCUGUUGCACAAGAGCACUGUUUUGCAAAUGCAAUUGCACAGUUUGUGCUUGUGUGACACUACAGCCUUUGGAAAUAAUGGCCAUAGCAUCAUGAUUGCAUCAUUGUAUAUGUUGGCAAAAGAGUGUGAUUCCAUGGCAGUGCUGGCAAUGUUUUGGAUGCCUGCAGCAGCGCAGGUGGUGCCGAACUGCCUGUGGUACACUGCACAUCAUGUCAGUCAGUGAUGGGAAAUUGGGACUGUUUGUCAGGAAAGAGAGCCACUGAGCAAGACUUUGGAUAGUCGUAUUGUGUUUUAACUAGGAGGAAACUCUGCAUAAACCACUGAGAUGUUAACGUGAUGGAAGUGGGCGGGUGGGGCAUCUUGAUGGCAGUAGAGAAUUUGGGGGUGUGGAUUGUUAGUGCUUCAACCCUAUCACAAGAACCAUUUGUUAAUUCAGCAAGACUGAACCCUUUAUCUUGGGAUAAAGAAAAGGGAAUAUGUAAAAAUAAGACCCCUUCCAGGAGCCUUAUUUCCAAUUCCACCACAGCUAUGCCUUCUUGCUCAGACAGUAGACGAUGUGUCUGCAGCAUGGUGACUGCAGUUCUGAUAUCCUUUCAGACAUUUCAAGGGCUUUUGCUUUGUUUUCUUCAUGAAACUCACAAAUUUUGUAAGCAGUAUACUGGUUGGUAACACACUGAGAGUUGCUAGUAAUGGUCUGAGAAUAAGUGACAACUACCUGUAAAUUUUAAUAAGAUGAAUGGUGUGAAAAGGGCAUCAGACUACCCAUGGGGUGCCAGCCUGAACAAAUCAUGUCAUCUGUUACUUCUUCCAAGCAAAUAUAUGUGAUAUUGGAAAUUAACUUGCACCAAUGGAACUAGACAGAAUGAAGCUUGAGCAGAAGGAGACAUCUGGUGCUAAAAAUCUUGACAGCCAAUAAGUUCAGGUAGGAGAAAGGGAAAAGGCUAAGGCUGGAGACAGUUUCAACAGAGCUGAAAAUGGUAUGAGAGAGAAAUGUGACCUUCAGGAUACAUACAGAAAUUGAGUGGUUUCCUAACUGCCACCUCUGGUCAAAUAGAUUGUGCGGGGGGUUUAUAAGCACUGUGCACACGGGGAGGGGGAGAGAUGCUUACCAGAGAUGAUUGCAGGCCAUACUACAGGCCACAAUGACACUUUCAUACCAACACUCUGAAAAAAGCUCUCUUCUCCAGUCUAAUUAUCUGGCUCAUUUGGUAACAGUGAAUGUGCUGCUGGGAUUAGACCUUGUGUCAAGGGAACUCCACCACCUUAUGUUGGCCACUCAUUGUUGACUUUUGAUUCAGAUACAUUCUUCAUUCUCCAGCAUCAUUGAACAACCAAAAAGUCCCAAGAACACUGUCAGUGCUUGCUGUGGCAGAUCUCAAGAGGCCACACCAACUUUGGAAUACAGCUGUCUCCAUUGAGCUAGUUGCUAUAAAGCCUUGGAUAUCCAUUGCCUAACAGCCAUGUGGACUUUAAAAGAAUGAGUGUCUUGAUAUACAAGUGACAUGUUACUCUAUGUAAUAUCUUCAUUUGGGUCUUGCAAGCCACACCAAGGCUGAGAUUCACAUGCUCUAGAUCAGAUCAUCGUGGCUAAGGUUCUUGAGUUCCAGAACAGAUACUUGGAAGUUAGUUGCUCAUGCUUCUCAAAUCUUACUUUUGAAUAUGAAUUGACAGAGUUUCUACGAUAUAGUUCAUAUAGUGGAUGGUCAGCACAGAAUGCAAGACCACACUGUGGUGAUCAUUUUCAUUAAUUCCAUUAUACUAGAAAGGCAGUGUUGUUUGAGUUCCUCUUAUGGGGGACUCAGGUUCCAGGGAACAUAAAGAACUCCUCAUCCAAAAUGAAAGAUGAUAUAUUGGAGCAGCCAUAACACUGAUCCCAUACUUCCAAAUUGAAAGUUGAGGGAAAGGUCUUUUCUUUGACUAGAGAUAGAGUAUUAUUUUUUCAGAGUUGAAGGUCCUUUGAAAGAGGGAUGAUAGUUUGGUUUAUGUGUUCAUCAUAUUUUCACCUCUGGUACAAACAGACUUUUCAAGAUUUAAUUUUAUUAAUUGUUUCAAAGCGCUGUUUGGUCUGAGAUAACAGAGACAAAAAUAUACCUAUGGGAAAUUAUGCUUCUCAAACUAUUUUUCAGCCUUCUUAAAAAAACUAUUGUCCAAUCUCCAGCCCUUGUUUCAGUAGCCUCUAAGAUUAUGCUUCCUCCCUUUCUAACUACCCUAGGGCUGCUGUAGUAGAGACAGCUGUAUAUUCAUGGGUUAGAUAAAAUCAGGACAAUAGGAUUCUCCUCUCCCCACCCCCUUUCUUCCAAUGAGGUUAUAGACGUAUCAUGUGAGAAUGCACAGAGGCACCUCACGUUUGCUUUUUAAAUGAAAUGCUCCCUUUUUCAUCUUUUGUUUUUGUCGCAAUUAAGAAGAUUGCUGUUACUUUUUGAACCUUCUCCAUGGUGACUGCCUGGUUAAGAGGAAGGUAGCAGGAAUAAUCGGGCAUCUCUCUGAGCAUACAACAAUGAUAUUUGAAUGAUGCCUUCAUACCUUGCUUUUUACUGAAGUCCAAGAAGCCUGGCCAGCAUCCUAUAUGGAAAGGCUGAUACCUUUGAAUACGCUCCAGUAUCCAACAUGGCAUGUAGGAGUUCCUCAGCAGCAAGCUCCCUGAAGGGAAGUUUGGAAUCCACUGAUCUAGAUCUUCCCCAUUCUCUCCAAAGAGAAUGGUCCAGCUUUGACCCAAAUGUGCUUCAUUGUUUUCCAUAAUGGCAUACAUGUUCCCUCCUUUGGAAGCAAUAGUUGGCAUACAGUUUCCCUUACUUUGGCUUCUUACUCUGGAACAAGGCCUUCAUAAAAAAAAAAAGACCUUGUCCAGAGUAAGGGAAACUGUAUGUCACCCAUUAUCAUGACCACGAUUUUCUACUGCCACAAGCCUACAAUGGGAAAAGAAAAAUUUAAGGGGGUAUAUACAUUUGUUCCAGAUAUAUAUUGACUCAAGUCAUGAGUUGAAAUGUCUACAUUUAGGCCCCAGCUGAUUCAUGGUGCUGGUCACUGAAUAUACUCAGUCUUUGUUUUUAGCCUUGAUUUUACGGUAAGUAUCCAAGUGCUAACAGUCCUACUUUGUAUUCAGAUCAGUUAAAUCAUUCUGCUGUGCCUAUUCAGGUAAGGCAGACCUUUUUGCUUCUCCAAGCACCAGGCAAUCUUUUACAAGACCUGAGCUGGAUCAGGUGACCACACUAAAGCCCUAUGACAUUUCACCAUACCACAAGCAGCUAUAUGUUGGGAAGAAAUAGUCCUGCCUUUCAGUAUUAGAAUCCUUUGGACAGCUGGCUGUUGAAAGAAAAAAUGGGGGAGGAAGACACUAUCUCCUUGGGUCUGGAGGAGGAGGAUCACUUUCAUACUGCUAAAACCUCUGUCCAGCAUCUCUUUGCCACCUUUAAUGUCCUCACCUGUGACAAGUCCAGGACUUGGUAGCGAUUUGGAUAAAGUAUAAAUUUGAUUCACUUCAUGAUUAGACCAGUGCAGGGUUGGUCAGAGCUCUGAUGCACCCACUUCAAUAAUGUUGUAACAUGAGAGAGACCCAGGGAUUGAAAUAACACUAAUAUAUUUCUGAGUGGAGGGUGUUUAUGUACGUAAAUCCUGCUCCAAGUAUAUAUAUUCUUGAUGCCCAGAGAAUCUUUAGAAGAAAAAUGCAGUUUGGGGAAAGGGAGUUACAGGGUCCGUAAUCAGGCCAUGAAGUGCAAUUCUUUUGAGAUUAUACAUCCUGAGAGGAGAGACCUCUUUCCUUUCCAACCUGUUUAGCUUUCAACUUCAUACCAUAUAGAUUCUUCUGAUGGUGCUUGGAGGUGGCAAUGAACUUGCUUUUUCAUACACACUCCUGCCCUGCUGCUGUCUGAUCUCUUCCUCAUUCCCAUCCCUUUCCAAUGUAUUGGUCUAAAUGAUGAUUAUAUACUAUGAAGCCCUGAGCUGUAGAUGUCAAAAGUAACUAUGGAAUGUGAUUUAGUCCUCUUGUGGGUGCUUUUUUCUUUCUUUUUCUAUCCCCUUCUCCACUCCUCUUUUUAGCUCAGUGGAAAAGGUGAGGACAAAGACUUGCUGCUUGCUUGGACUCAUGAUGUUAUCCGUGACUGCGCUAUUAGCUGUCCUUCUCCCUCCCCUACCCCCCAGUGGAUAUAAGAUUUUUCUGAAGUGUGGAAUUAACUUUCUUGAUAAGUAGGUUUUAAAAAAUGCACAAUGUGGUACUGUUUCAUAGUUCUUAGAUGGUUGUAUAAAGAAGUUAACGUGCUUUGUGCUUUUGAAAGGAAAAAAGUGAUUGGUUUAUUAAUCUGUCUUUUUUCAUUAUUACAAGCUUUGUUUUCCAA
This is a messenger RNA of Hemicordylus capensis (graceful crag lizard), 9173 nucleotides long. It is a transcript of the gene XPR1, whose product is annotated as xenotropic and polytropic retrovirus receptor 1. Gene Ontology annotation, cellular component: cytoplasm; Golgi apparatus; plasma membrane. The transcript is spliced from 15 exons. Bases 506 to 2578 code for a protein of 690 amino acids. The record is from RefSeq and is a predicted model, not a curated record. Gene Ontology annotation, molecular function: inositol hexakisphosphate binding. NCBI's taxonomy places the organism in Eukaryota, Metazoa, Chordata, Lepidosauria, Squamata, Cordylidae. Gene Ontology annotation, biological process: phosphate ion transport; cellular response to phosphate starvation.